AUGGCGGUGCAAUGCGAUGACACGUUCGGGCCUGUGGUAGCCAGCAGCUGCCGCGGGGGAUUCGACUUCACCUUGCUUUUCGAGCAGACCGUUUUGGGCAUCCUUCCAGCUGCGAUAUUCGCCCUCUCUGCCGCUUCGAGACUCUUGUAUCUGGUCCUCCAUAGUACCGACGCCAAGACACAUGCUGGCUCUCUCCGCCUUCUCAAACUUGUAGGUUCUCUACCCUGGUCCUCGCUCCAAGUCUCAUGUCCAGCGCUGAAGAUCUGCCACUUCAAGGUCACUGCUACCAUACUUGCUGCUCUGCAAGUUGCCCUGCUCAUUCUCUGGUGUAAGGCGCCACCGUUGAAUCGCACAGCAGCUUCAUUACCGUCGGCCGCCUUGAAUCUCUUCGCCGCAGUAGAGCUGCUAGCCCUCACGUGGGUCGAAGAUGUAAAGUCGGUACGACCGUCCUCGCUACUAAACAUCUAUCUGGUUUCCACCGUAUUCUUUGACGCCGUCCAGGUCAGAACGCUGUAUUUACAGAGCCCCGCUAAUACCGCUCUUGCUGCUGUAUUCACCUUUACCAUUACCGUCAAGUUGGUGCUCCUGUUCUUAGAGGGACAGAGCAAGACUACGUCUCUCACGCCACCGUACCAAGGCCUCCCACCAGAGUCAACUAGCAGCAUUAUCAAUCGUAGUUUUCUCUGGUGGGUCAAUGACUUAUUCUACAGCGGACUUCGUUCAAUCCUGACCUUGGAUGACCUAUACGUGCUUGAUGGCAAGCUAGCGUCAGCUCCUCUGCAUGCUGCCAUUGCGCAGGCCUGGCAGCGCCGCACAAAACCGGAGCGUCGCUUCGAGUUCCCGUGGGCAGCAUGCCGUGCGUUAUGGCGCCCGCUACUUCUGGUCGUCUUCCCACGCCUUUGCAUGAUUGGAUUUACCUUUGCCCAGCCUUUCCUGAUUUCGACAGCAUUGGGGCUGCUGUCACAACCAUCGGACCAGCAGUCGACCAACAAUGGCUAUGGAAUUAUUGGCGCAACUGCCCUGGUAUACCUUGGACUGGCAGUUUCUACUCUGAACUAUAAUCAAAACCUUUAUCGAUUCGUUACCAUGUUUCGUGGAGCUACCGUCAACCUCAUAUACCAACAUGCACUAUCCAUUUCUUCCAAUGCGUACGACGAAUCUGGAGCGUUGACCUUGAUGAGUACGGAUAUAGAUAGGAUAAUCUUAUGUCUUAUCGACGUAAACGAAUGUUGGGCCCGCACCAUUGAGGUCAUUGUCGGGAUGACAUUGCUGGCCCUCCAGCUUGGAUGGAUCUCCAUUGUUCCUCUGGUGGUGGUCGUUGUCUCUUUCUUUGGUGCUACGAGGAUAUCUAGUACCAUUGGCGCGCGACAGAAAGUCUGGAUCGAUGCUGUACAGAAGCGCGUCAGCAUCACUGCCUCGGUAUUGGCCAGCAUGAAAGCCGUCAAGAUGAUGGGAUUGAGCAGAAUUCUCACGACUCUGAUUCAGGAUCAAAGGGUAGAGGAGACACACCGAAUGGCAAAUUUUCGGUGGAGCAUUGUCGCACAGAAUAUGGUGCAGAACCUGCCAUGGUUUGUUGCUCCUGCCUUGACCUUUGUUAUAUACGCUGCACAGGCACACGGGCAAGGAGAACCGUCCAUAAAUACGACCCAAGCUUUUACCGCUUUGUCAAUCAUUACGCUUCUCACGGCCCCCUCUGCUAAGCUCUUGAGCGCCGUUGUUUCGACAGCCGCCAGCGUAGGCUGCUUCGACAGGAUCCAAGAUUUCCUCCUUGCUGCUCCCAGGCAUGAUCAGCGACGCGCCACAACUUGGUCAAACACCCCGAUAUCCAUUCCGAAAACUGAAAAUUUCCAAGAUGGAGACAUUGAAAUGACUACCUUGAUGCAGGAUAGUCGCAACAGCGGGUCAGAUCCCACAGUCGCCAUUGCCGCCACAUGCUUAUCCGUCCGACCAACUUCUUCGGCAGAAGUAGUUUUGACCAACGCCCAUUUUAUCAUUCCCAGAAAAUCUGUCACUAUGAUCAUUGGACCGGUCGCCUCCGGUAAGACGACCCUGCUCAGGACAGUGCUUGGUGAACUCAAACCUGAGGAUGGAAGCUCCAUCAGCGUUGCGAGCCGUCGGAUAGCCUAUGCUUCCCAGACACCUUGGCUCCCCAAUACAUCCAUUCGAAAUGCCAUCGUUGGUCCGGAAGAGAUGCAAGCUAAAUUCGAUCAUAGCUGGUAUUCCAAGACCCUCUUUGCCUGUGCACUGGAUUGUGAUAUCGGCCUUCUGAAGGAUGGCGAUGAGACUUGUAUAGGUGACGCUGGUGCUGUCCUCAGUGGCGGCCAAAAACAGCGCGUGUCACUGGCACGUGCUGUCUAUUCUCGGGCCCCGAUCAUGCUUCUGGAUGAUGUGAUUGCUGCCUUGGAUGUGAACACCCAGGUUACUGUCAUGAGCCGCCUCUUUGGAGAAUCCGGGCUACUGCGGAGUUUCGAUAGUACCGUUCUAUUCGUAACACACUCUGCUCGGUUCCUUAGCUACGCGGACAAAGUUCUCAUUGUGUGCGACGGACGAAUUGAAGACGGUGGUUCAUACGGGAAUACCGUUAGCAAGGAAGUGGCACGUGUGCUCCCCUUGGCUGAUGACUCAGAUAUACAGCCCCAAAGCGAAUCGAAGACGCCGACUGCAAAUGAGGCGGCUGCUCUGGUGGCAAAAGCCAACCAGCAUGACGAUCUCUCUAGAGCAUCUGGUGAUCUCAAACUGUACAGUUAUUAUUUCAGAUCCAUUGGGUUACUUUCAACUUGCACACUGGUUGGUUUUGUUAUCAUGAACGUUUUCUGCAACAGCUUUGUAGAAAUCUGGCUUAACUGGUGGACCGAUGAUGACGGCGGCCAUAUCGCACUAUAUAUGAGCAUAUAUCUCGCCCUGGCAGUGAUGGCAGUUGUUGGAAUGGGAGGUUACGAAACUCAUAAGUGCGCAAGGGCCCCCCAAUCGUUUUUCUCGGCAACAGACACCGGCUCAAUAUUGAACCGCUUCAGCCAAGACAUGACCAUCAUAGAGGGCCAAUUACCCACCGGUGUUCUCAUUACAGUAUCAAACCUCUUCGAAUGCAUAUCUUGCGCGGCUCUAGUUGCCACUGGCUCCUCAUACAUGGCCAUCAGUGUGCCUCUACUCGCCGUUGCCGUUUGGGCUCUUCAGCACGUCUACCUUCGUACCUCUCGCCAGCUACGACUUUUGGAUCUCGAGGCUCGAAGCCCCCUAUUCACCCACUUCAUGGAAAGCUUGACGGGCUUGGUCACCAUUAGAGCGUUUGGCUGGGAACAAGCAUUUAUGGAGCAGAACUACAGAAAGCUCGAUUACUCCCAAAGGCCAUACUAUCUGCUAUAUUGUAUCCAAAUAUGGCUCAACCUUGUCUUGGAUCUUAUAGUCGGUGCGGAGGCCGUCCUGGUUGUUGGUCUUGCCAUCUGGUUACGAAGCUCCACCAGCGUGGGCCUGCUUGGUGUAUCCUUGAACAAUGUUUUAUGCAACUCAUCGCUGUCGUCGCUAGUGUCGGGAUGGACAAUGCUGGAAACCUCUCUCGGCUCGAUCGCACGAUUGCGAGACUUUGAGGCUACUGUCAAAGCAGAGGAUGAUGUUGAACAGACCCGUGGACUGCCCAUAAACUGGCCGGAACUUGGUAGGAUACAACUUCGAAAUGUCACGGCUCUCUAUCAUCCCGGUGUUCUAGGAAUCCAGGAUGUCAGUUUGGAAAUUGAGCCUGGCCAAAAGAUAGGAAUAUGUGGACGCACAGGAAGUGGUAAAAGUUCCUUCAUUUCAACUCUUGUGCGGCUCCUCGACAUCAAUAGUGGCGCCGUCCUGAUUGACAACGUCAAUCUCACCACUAUUUCCGGCGACACCAUUCGCGAGCGCUUAUUCGUCAUUCCCCAAGAGUCCUUGACUUUUCCGAGCACCCUCCGCCGCAACCUUGACCCCCAUAAUACCGCUACCGACGCGGCCUUGACUACCGCCCUUCUCCGCGUUGGUCUGCACGAUCUCCUUGCAGCUUCUCGUGGCCUCGACACGGAUAUCACCGCGUCGGCCUUAUCCGCAGGCCAACAACAGCUUCUGGCGCUCGCACGAUUGCUAGUAAAGAAGGACAUGGAAAUGAAAGUCAAGGAUCGGGGCGUUCUGUUGUUGGACGAGGCGACUAGUCAUGUAGAUCAGGCUGCCGAAGAGGUGCUACAGCGGGUUGUGAGGGAAGAGUUUGCCAAUUUCACCGUGAUAGCGGUAGCGCAUCGAUUGGACACAAUUUUAGAAUCUGAUGUCAUUGUUGUCAUGGAUGCUGGCAGGGUAGUGGAAGUUGGGCAGCCUAGGGAGUUGAUUGAGAAAGGCCAGUGGUUCGCGCGGCUUGUCAAGGCAUACACUGGCGCUACAAUAUCUUCCCACGAAUAA
Molecule: messenger RNA, 4407 nt
Organism: Pestalotiopsis fici W106-1
Lineage: Eukaryota; Fungi; Ascomycota; Sordariomycetes; Amphisphaeriales; Sporocadaceae
Exons: 9
Coding region: 1-4407 (1468 amino acids)
Biological process (GO): transmembrane transport
Cellular component (GO): membrane
Molecular function (GO): ATP binding; ABC-type transporter activity; ATP hydrolysis activity
Source: RefSeq, a predicted model, not a curated record